AUGUAUCAGCAAUUUGUCGUCUCCGCAAUCACCUUUAUUGUAUCAUUAAUAGGUAUCCUCUCAAAUAUAGUUUUAGUCCUUGCAAUCCGUAAAACGUACUCCAUGAAUGGCUCUUUUGGGAUAAUCACUAAAAACCAAGCAAUUUGUAAUAUCCUGACCUGUGCAAUAUUUCUAGUGUAUGUUUUCCCUUUACAAGUUAGAUACUCACCUCCUAUGAUUCACAUCUCACAUUAUGUUGGAAACACUUGCAUGACAAUUUACGAGAUUUCGAAUUUAUCUCAUUUAUUGAUUGCUCUCAAUCGAUUCUGCGUGCUAUUUUUUCAGCAUCGAUAUGAGCAACUUUUCAGUAACCCGAACACAGUAAUCAUGCGGAAUUACUUGUGGAUAACUUGUAUUAUAUUUUGUGCAGUCUGCUAUGAGUUCUCCAAGUGCUUCCUCAAAUACAACCCCAACCACUGGUCAUUCGAAUUUGAGAAUUCGGAUUUUUGCGAUUCUCUGAUCUGGUAUUCGGAUUUCCUUUUCAACACGGGAAUCGAUAUAAUCACUUUGUUUCUGAAUUUACUGACUGCUUACAAAGGAAGAAAACAGUCACGAGUUCUGAUAAAUGCGGCCGGAUUGAAAGUUUCCGCGAUUCAACGGAGAAGAGAAUGGAAUUUUGUGAAGCAGACCUGUUUUCAAGGCUUAUCGAUAUUUACAGGCCAGGUUGCUUUUUAUUUUGUGGCUCCAGUCAUUGAUGCAGACUGGGUCAUUGCUCAAUUUAUUGCUGCUACUUUUUGGGUGUUUAUCCAUGCCGCAGAGGGAGGAAUAAUUUUGGCGUCUAAUGGAGAACUGAGAGCUGCUUUUAAGAAAGGUAUCAGCCAAUUUAUUCAUUUCACUUAA
Caenorhabditis elegans is the source of this 879-nucleotide messenger RNA. RefSeq names its product 7TM GPCR serpentine receptor class x (Srx) domain-containing protein (gene srx-29). The coding region runs from base 1 to 879 and encodes 292 amino acids. The record is from RefSeq and is marked reviewed. The transcript is spliced from 5 exons. Lineage: Eukaryota; Metazoa; Nematoda; Chromadorea; Rhabditida; Rhabditidae.